AUGAAGGUCUCUGCAGCUGGAUUGUCUCUUCUCCUUAUUUCAGCCUCCUUCUCCCAAACUUUCUCUGGUCCAGCUGGACUCGACAUUCCAAUCUGCUGUUUCACAUAUAGACAGCAGAAACUCCCAUGGAAGCUCAUCCAGCGUCAUUACAUCACCAGCAGCAGUUGUCCCCAGCCAGCCAUCGUGUUUGUCACAAAGGAAGGCCGCCAGGUCUGUGCCAAUCCCAAAACCACCUGGGUCCGAAGCUACCUGCAAAUCUUGGAGCAGAACUGAGCUAAGCAG
Messenger RNA from Hirundo rustica (Barn swallow), 282 nucleotides. Its product is annotated as C-C motif chemokine 4 homolog. Gene Ontology annotation, molecular function: chemokine activity; CCR chemokine receptor binding. The record is from RefSeq and is a predicted model, not a curated record. Bases 1 to 273 code for a protein of 90 amino acids. Gene Ontology annotation, cellular component: extracellular region. The transcript is spliced from 3 exons. NCBI's taxonomy places the organism in Eukaryota, Metazoa, Chordata, Aves, Passeriformes, Hirundinidae. Gene Ontology annotation, biological process: cellular response to tumor necrosis factor; monocyte chemotaxis; cellular response to type II interferon.